UGCGCCCUGAACUGUGCUGCGCAGUGAGCGCAUAGGUGGAAUCUGGGACAAUGAGUGCGUAGCUCCGGAAGAGACAACAGGAUCAGAGGGGAAGGUGUUUGAGAUACACGUCCCAACUGAUAUUCAUCACGCAUCAUGGCAAAGCGGGUCAGACCUGGCUUUUACCGACAAGAAAUAAACAAAAGCGUCUGGGAAGUACCGGACCGGUACCGCGAUCUGAUUCAGGUGGGGACCGGAGCGUACGGAACUGUGUGCUCAGCGCUGGACUCCAGGACGGGAACCAGAGUGGCCAUCAAGAAGCUCUACAGACCCUUCCAGUCUGAGGUGUUCGCCAAGCGGGCCUUCAGGGAGCUGAAGCUGCUCAAACACAUGAAACACGAAAAUGUGAUUGGCCUUCUAGAUGUAUUUACUGCAGACCUUUCUUUGGACCGAUUCAAAGACUUCUGUCUGGUGAUGCCGUUCAUGGGAACUGAUCUGGGGAAGCUGAUGAAGAAGACCAGACUAUCAGAAGAAAAAAUCCAAUGUUUGGUUUAUCAGACACUGAAAGGACUCAAGUAUAUCCAUUCUGCUGGUAUAAUUCACAGGGAUCUCAAACCAGGAAAUCUUGUCGUCAACCAAGACUGCGAGCUCAAGAUCUUGGACUUUGGCUUAGCUCGGCAGGCGGACACUGAGAUGACAGGCUAUGUGGUGACCCGAUGGUACAGAGCCCCGGAGGUCAUCCUCAACUGGAUGCACUACACACAGACAGUGGAUAUUUGGUCUGUGGGCUGCAUCAUGGCAGAGAUGCUGCAAGGAAAACCCCUUUUUAAAGGCAGUGACCAUCUAGACCAGCUGAAUCAGAUCAUGAAGGUCACAGGAACGCCGAGUCAAGAAUUCAUAUCAAAACUAGAUUCCGAGGAUGCUAAAAGUUACCUCAAAAGUCUCCAAAAAAUAGAGAAGAAAGAUCUUAAGACAUUGUUUCCACCAGCUAGUUCCCAAGCCCUGGCGGUGCUGGAGCGCAUGCUUCUGCUAGAUCCUGAGGAAAGAGUGACAGCUGUGGAGUCUCUGUCAUUGCCUUACUUUGCUGUAUUUCGAGAACCGGCAGAGGAGACUGAGGCUCAACCGUACGACAACUCGCAUGAAGACAAGGAGUUGACUUUGGACCAGUGGAAACGUUGUGCCUUCACAGAAAUCUUGAGCUUCCAGCGUACGAUGUUGGAUGCAAAGGAAACGCCACUUUAAAGAUGAGUGAACUACAGCGGAGGACCAAACAAUCUAAUUCUGAACAAAGAGUUCAGAAUUAGAUUAGUACACGUCCAACAGGCCUGCUGCAGAUGCAGAUUUUAGAAUUUUCUAAAGUAAUUUGUUAAAGAGAUAUCUCCAAGCGUGUCACUCCUACAGAGCCCCGUGUUAUCGUUGCCCUCACCAACAGCUCUGAAGUGUUUGAGAUAUCAGAAGGCGUCUUCAGUUCAGACUAAUGGAAAUUUAAGGAACAUCUCCUCUUUAUCGACAACGAAACAUCUGCACAUGAAUUUUUAUUGAAUAUUUGAAUUUCUGUGCAAAUAGUUGCCAUUUUCAAGCAUUCCAGUUGCAUUUAUGUAGUUCUUGAUAGCUAAGUGUAUCAAACGUUUUCAGACAUAUCUGGUACUAUUCAUUUUCUUCUUUCUGCUCCAUUUCAGUAGGUUACUUGUGAUUUUUUUUAAUCAAAACCUUUACAAAUUAAAGGUUAUUUAAAAAAAUACAUAAAGGUAUUAUUAUUAGUGUUAUUAUUGUUAUGAUUGUUAUUAUUAUUAUUGCAUUGAAUGGAACAGAUUUAACAAUCUUAAAACAGAAAUCAUACAUUUUUAACUUGCAGUGGUUUUUAAAAAAUAUAUGGGCAGUGUGGAUCAGUCCCCAGGUGAAGUAUUAUUUCAUGUUUUGUUUUUUCUAAGUGAUGUGGAAUGAAUUUGAUCAACUCUAGUUUGAAAUCUAAAGUACUCUGUAUCCAAACAUAAACAUUCAUCAUUCAGAGAUGAAUGGAGGUUCUUUAAAGUGCAAUUUAAUGUUUUAUUGUGCCUUUCUUUUGGUUAAAAAACACAAAAAGAGCAUUUUUAAUUUGUUUUGGUAGUAAAUAGUCACAAAACCAGGUUUAUCUGGUUAAGCCUGGACUGAAUUUGAUCACUGAUUUUGGAUGUAUUAAUAGUUUGGGGUUUGUCAAAUUUUUAUGAGCAAGAGGGGAUUUUUGGUUUUCAUAAAAAUGUUAAAAUCAUUCUUGUAAUUAUGAAUAUGUUUUAUUUGUUAGGUUGUUUAUGGGGGUCAGGAGGAGGGCUCUCACCAUUCCUGCAGAAAGCUCCUCUGCAUUGAACUAUUUGAUAUACACUCAUCAGUCAUGCAUUACUACUAAACGGGGCAGCAUUAUUUUCAUGUUAACUGUAUAUGUUUUGUUUCUAAAACUCAUUCAAUUAACCAGAACAUUACAAGUGUAAGAAUUAAUUUGAGUGACCACAUUUUAAAAUUUAAUAUUUUUAAUAUUUAGUUUUAUUUACCUUCCCCAUAAGCAAUGAGUUUUUCCAAUAUCUUUUCAAACAAACAUUUGAUUAGAUUUUUUUCACACCUGUGCAUUUGUAUGAGUGGCCUUCUUGUUUCUACCAGGUGCCUUACAGAUAGUAACCAAACACAAAUAGUGCUGAGCAGAACAAGAAUUGUUUCACCAGGUUAUGCACAAUAAUCCACUUAUUGAUUAAAGGGAAAAAAAGUGUAAAACAUUCCUGAUUCUGCUGCUUUUGUCAAACAACUACACAGGACACAAUAACUGAUCCAAUAAUCAAUAACUGAUUGCUUAUUAGAUAAUAAUAAUCAUUGGAUUGAUUAUCUAAUCAAUCCAUUAAUUGGAUAAUCAAUGCUAAACUCUGUUCAGCAUGUUCAGUGACGACAUACUGAACUUUGAGUCAGCUGGAUAUUGUAGCUCUUGACGUUUAUUACGUAGCAACACACGGCGGAUUUACAGUUUUCCUGCUUUCGCUUUUGUAGUUGUAUGUCUUUAAACUGUGUAGACAAAAUGAAUUAAAGGACACAGAGCAAAAUAAGAAAAGGACAUGUCAUUUUUGUAUAAUUUUCUUCAUAGAAAACAUAUUAAUGUGCAUAUUUGUUACACACAAGGUAGUUCUCACUGAAAACCGGCAAUGUUUAUACUUUUUAUUGCAAAGCCCUGAAAUUUUUAUUUGAUUGGUAGCUUAUUAAACACUAUUGAACUAAACAAUAUAUUCUGACAUGUGUCUAAGCUUAAUUGAAAUUAACACUAGGUGGCAGCAUCAAAACGAGCAAGAUCCUGUUCACUCCAGGAAUUCUGAAAGUUCUUCUCGUUUCAGAUUGAAAUAUCUUGUCAAAGAGGGAAUUUUCUUCCAUGUAAGUUUACCCUUGUACUGAAAAAAUGCCAAAGAAAGAAUCUCAAGAGAUUCCACUGGUUAUUUGACUUUUCUUUCUGGUCCCACUAUCAUCUCAAGCCCCUGAUUUAUUUUUUAUCUAAAUGUCAGUAAGGUAAUUACGUGAAUAAAAUAUUGAUCACAAUAGCCAUUACAUUUACAACGCAUUUUCAUGCCAGUCUUGGCCCUGUGAGCGUCGGAGCGUACUUGUGUUCAUCUCUUUGUGUCCGGUUUUAUUUUUCUAUUUUAUGUGAUUAAAUUGGUCAGAGAUGAGCUGCCAUGGCAGCUGUUGCAGUGAUUUAUCGUACUCCAGGCACCCCUGACAACCUCGUGUUUUUUCCCACUGAAUAUGAUUGAUGAUCUCAAAAAACGAAUGUUUAAACAUUCUUGCCGAAUGCCUGUUUGCUUUGAGAUUCUGCUCAUUCUUCUGCGCGAUUCUCCACUGCUGGGUGUUGAAUUUAGCAGUCUUGUCUCAAGUGACCUCCAGAGCCUUGACUCCCAGAGAUGGCUCCCCAGCGGAUGAGCUUCCUUCCUGGGGGUGAGCAUUUCCAAAUCAAAUCGUGGCUGUUGUGUCCUCGCCGCAUACACACAGGCACAUGCAUUCAUGGGGUCAGGGUGCUGCUGGUUCACUAAAGAGUCACAGAGUUCUUUUUUUUCCUGCAGGAGACAGAUAAACAAGGGGGAAAGUACAUUUUCUUUACCCCACAACCUUUCAACUGCAACAGCAAAUGGAGUGACUGCCUCUUGUUUGCUGACCCUGCAGUCUAUUUGUACAGUUCAGUGGAUUUAAGCUCUAAGACAAACAUGCCAAGAAGCAAGGAAAAUACUUUUUUGUUGUUGUUUUGCAUCCCAUAAACUUUAAAGCUGAUAAGCUCGUAAGGUUUUCUGAAGGUGUCUUUUUGAACGAUGAGACUUUUUACACAUAUUUGGUUGAGUUCCUAAAAAUAAGAUGAAUACUUUUGUUCGUUUGCUUGAUAGGUCGUUUAAGUUUGACCCCAGACGCUUGAAAGGCUUCUAAAAUCAAAGGGUGUCCUAGAGUUGAAAUAGUUUGCAUUUUCUUACUAGCAAUAAGUCACAAGCUACAUGAACCCAUAUUUUCCCAUAUUUUUAAGAGAAUCUAUGAAAAAUGCCAAAGAUAACAUCGUUCAGCAGGAGCAGUAAAGUGAGCCAAACAAUCAGUUGGCUGAAAACUUGGCAGACAUUACGUGAUUAAUUGUUCAAGUCCUGCUUUAGUUCUUUGCUGGACUUUUUUUUUCAGCUUCUGCCAAAUUGAAACACUUAAAACUUUGAUCGUUACUGAUGAGAACUUCAUUAAACAAUCACACGAGCUCCUUAAAAUUAUUAUAUGCACAACUAUAGCUUUCCAAAAUGAAUUGCCCUAUAGUGUGUUGCAGAAAUAGUAAGUGAUUUUCUAACAUUUAUACAUUUAGUCACAUCACAACGACUAACAAUCUUGUAUUUCAUUAGGGUUUUACGUGAUGUACCGACACGUAAUGGCAUAUCACUGUGAAAUGGAAAGAAAAAAAAAGUUUUCCACAAAUAAGACUCUAAAACAUGUAGAAUGCAUUACUGUCCAACCCUCUUUACUUUCAGACCCGCACUAAAACCCAGAGCAACCAGUUUGCUUCUGAAGUCCCUUAAUUAGCGAACAGUGAGCCUCAAUCGACAAAUCUUCAUACAUCUCAAUUAGCACUGUUCAGCCAAUUAUUUGAAAGUGGACACAGUAUAGCACAAGUGCACCUUUACCAAUAUAUGACUGUUCAUCUAAGCUAAUUAGUGGAGCAAGGAGCUCAUUAAUCAGAGAAAACAGAAAUAGGGGCAAGAAGAAAGCCAUUAUUGAACAAAAAACAUACCAAGUCUCAUUUUCAGUUAGCCACAAGCCUUGUGGGCGUGAUAGAAAAUAUGCAGAAGAUGUUGCUUUUGUCAGAUGAAAACAAAUUUGAUUUUUAAUUUUGUUGAUCCGGUUACCUAAUACUGGGAAUACACCCACAGUAAGAGACGAUGUUGGCAUAAUAAUAGUGUGGCGAUGCUUUUCAGCUCUUUAGCUGACCAAGACCCGAUAGCAAGAUGGAUCAAGCUAAAUACAGCUGUUUGAGAUUUCAGAACAUUUCAGACAGUGGUGGAGGUUCACCGUCCAGGAGGACAGCAUAUGUAUACGUAUAGCCAGAGCUUCAAUAGAAUGAUAAUUUAUGUCUGAAUGACCCAGGCCUACAUCCAAAUAAAAAUCUGUGCUAAGAGUUAAAGCUGGUACUCACUCACAGAAGCUCCUUUUAGAAUACAACUGAUCUGCUUUUCAUAUUAGGCAUGGACAGAACGUCCAGUCUUGUGAAAAGAGUAAAGCUAGGACACAGGGAGGGCAACUCAGCACGGCUGAAUACAAAUGCACACAAAAACCAAAUAUAAGCCAUUGAUGUUUGUAGUUGGAACAAGGCAAAUUGUAAAAAAA
Messenger RNA from Xiphophorus hellerii (green swordtail), 5826 nucleotides. RefSeq names its product mitogen-activated protein kinase 12a (gene mapk12a). The transcript is spliced from 12 exons. Gene Ontology annotation, molecular function: ATP binding; MAP kinase activity. Gene Ontology annotation, biological process: protein phosphorylation. NCBI's taxonomy places the organism in Eukaryota, Metazoa, Chordata, Actinopteri, Cyprinodontiformes, Poeciliidae. Bases 136 to 1221 code for a protein of 361 amino acids. The record is from RefSeq and is a predicted model, not a curated record.